This is a messenger RNA of Ruditapes philippinarum (Manila clam), 2012 nucleotides long. RefSeq names its product ferroxidase HEPHL1-like. NCBI's taxonomy places the organism in Eukaryota, Metazoa, Mollusca, Bivalvia, Venerida, Veneridae. Gene Ontology annotation, biological process: iron ion transport. The record is from RefSeq and is a predicted model, not a curated record. Gene Ontology annotation, cellular component: plasma membrane. Gene Ontology annotation, molecular function: oxidoreductase activity; copper ion binding. The transcript has 10 exons. The coding region runs from base 111 to 2012 and encodes 633 amino acids.
AAUAUAAACCAAACGCUAUUAAAAUCUUAAUGAUUAAUAUUAUCACCAGAGUUUAAAGGUCACGUACAGAAAAUAAAACCACCAUACACUGGUUUGUGCUGAAGAUAACAAUGUAUCCUCUAAAUUUGCUGUGUCUUUAUUUACUCUUUUUAAUUCCAUAUUCUCUCGCGACGGACCGCCAUUAUUAUAUAGCCGCUAUAGAAGUUGAAUGGGACUAUGUACCGUCAGGACGGAAUUUAGUUACCAAUGAAAAUAAGAAAUUCCGAGAGAAAACUGAAAAUCGACGAGACCGAAUUGGUAGUGUGUACCGGAAAGCAAUUUAUCGUGGUUAUACAGACCAAACGUUCACUCAACAACUUCCUGUACCAGAAUGGGCGGGUAUUCUCGGGCCACCUAUCAAAGCGGAAGUUGGCGAUACUGUGUACAUUCAUUUCAAAAACAUGGCCACCGGAAGUAACUUCAGCGUUCACCCACACGGUUUUCUUUACGACAAAAUAAAUGAAGGGGCACUUUAUAUCGAUGGUACUCAUCCAUUCGAAAAGUACGAAGAUGCAGUGCCCCCUGGCGGCACUGUAACGUACAUGUGGGAGAUUGGUAAGGAGCACGCGCCUACAAAAGAUGACGACAACUGUGCUGCAUACACGUACCAUUCACACACACGGGCACCGAAAGAUGUUGACACGGGUCUAGUAGGCGUUGCCGUGUUGUGCAAAAAAGGAACACUUGAUUCGAAAGGCCGACGAAAAGAUGCCGACCAAGAAUUAUACUUAUAUGCCGACGUGACGGAUGAGAAUAAUAGUUGGUAUGCCGAUAUAAACUUGAAUAAAUGCGGGAAUCCAAACGUUUGCAGAAACCUAAAGAGAAGGAAGAACCGGAAGUUCAUAUCAAGUAACAGCAUUCCCCAUAUCAACGGGUAUUUGUUCGGAAACCUUCCAGACUUUACAGCUUGUGAAGGCGAGAAAGUAAUCUGGUAUUUCAUGUCCAUAAAUCGUGGGAUACAUACAAUACAAGCUAUUGGCCAGACCAUGAUCAUUGAAAAGAAACGGACGGACACUGCGGUGUUAUUUCCAGCAAGCGUAUAUUCGGGCCAUAUGACACCAGUCAACCCUGGACGCUGGCUUCUUUAUUGUAAAAAUCUCGAUCAUUUUGAAGGUGGAAUGUCGAGUUUUUUAACAGUUCUGAAAUGCCCACCAGCACCUGCCGGGCCUCUUGUUCCUCCAAAAUUAAUGUUUCCAACUCUAAUACGCACAUAUUAUCUUGCCAUAGAGGAAGUUCUUUGGGACUAUGCACCUGGUUUUGACAGCAGACGUUCCAAAUCUGCUUCAAAGUUCCUAAAUCGAGGUAGACAAAGGAUUGGGUCAGUUUAUAAAAAAGCAAUUUACAUAGAAUACAUUGAUGAUACUUUAACAUUGCGGAAGCCACGUGGCGACCAUGAAAUGCAUUAUGGGUUGGCCGGUCCACCAAUCAAAGCGCAAGUCGGAGAGCGUGUUGUUGUUGUAGUUCUAAACAGAGCAUCGAGACCGUAUUCCUUCCUUGCAAAUGGCGUAGAAAUAACGAAAGAACACGAAGGAGCGUACUACAAAAAUCAACGGCAUGAUGAGAAGAUGACCGGCGCAAUUGUCAUGCCAGGAACAAUGAGAACGUAUGAAUUUAAUGUAAAUGAACACGUCGGGCCUACACCUUUAAAUGAAGACUGCAUCACGUACGUGUAUCAAUCCGCAGUAGAUUUUACUAAAGAUGUGUACUCCGGUUUAUUCGGCCCUCUGUUGGUGUGUAAACGUGGAACAUUAAAUUUCGAUGGAUGUCAGAUUAAUGCAGACCGAGAGUUCUUUGUGAACUGGAUGGUUAUUGAUGAAAACUUGUCUUGGUAUAUCGAUGACAAUAUUGCCACAUUUACAUCGCAACCAAUGGCAGUGAAUAAAACGGACCCAAAAUUUAUAUUGUCCAAUCAAAUGAGAGGUUUCUUUUGCUUCUUACGUAUAUUUAACUCAUUUAACUCAUUUAUAUUUUAA